Messenger RNA from Saccharomyces mikatae IFO 1815, 930 nucleotides. RefSeq names its product 4-nitrophenylphosphatase (gene PHO13). The coding region runs from base 1 to 930 and encodes 309 amino acids. Gene Ontology annotation, molecular function: alkaline phosphatase activity; phosphoglycolate phosphatase activity. The transcript has a single exon. Lineage: Eukaryota; Fungi; Ascomycota; Saccharomycetes; Saccharomycetales; Saccharomycetaceae. The record is from RefSeq and is a predicted model, not a curated record.
AUGACUGCUCAACAAGACGCACCAGUAAAGAUAACUGAUAGAAAAAUUGCUCAAGAGUUCCUUGAUAAAUACGACACAUUUUUGUUUGAUUGCGAUGGUGUUUUAUGGCUAGGUUCCCAUGCGUUGCCAUACACGCUAGAAAUUCUAAACCUUUUGAAACAGUUAGGUAAGAAGUUGAUCUUCGUUACUAAUAACUCUACCAAGUCACGUUUAGCGUAUACAAAAAAGUUCGCUUCCUUUGGCAUUGAUGUAAAGGAAGAACAAAUUUUCACCUCUGGUUAUGCAUCAGCUGUUUAUGUUCGUGAUUUUUUGAAAUUGCAACCUGGUAAGGAUAAAGUGUGGGUAUUUGGAGAAAGUGGUAUCGGUGAAGAACUGAAACUAAUGGGUUACGAGUCUCUUGGAGGCACUGACGCCAGAUUGGAUAUACCGUUUAAUGCAGCUGAAUCACCAUUUUUGGUAGAUGGUCUUGAUAAGGAUGUUAGCUGUGUAAUUGCAGGGUUGGACACGAAGGUAAAUUAUCACCGUCUUGCUGUUACACUACAAUAUUUACAAAAGGAUUCUGUUCACUUUGUUGGUACAAAUGUGGAUUCCACUUUCCCGCAAAAGGGUCAUACGUUCCCUGGUGCUGGUUCUAUGGUUGAAUCAUUGGCGUUCUCAUCUAACAGGAGACCAUCCUACUGUGGCAAACCAAAUCAAAACAUGUUGAAUAGCAUUGUCUCAGCAUUCGACCUAGAUAGAUCAAAGUGCUGUAUGGUUGGUGAUAGAUUAAAUACCGAUAUGAAAUUUGGUGUUGAAGGUGGAUUGGGUGGUACCCUUUUAGUUUUAAGUGGUAUUGAAACCGAAGAAAGAGCCUUGAAGCUUUCACCAGACUAUCCGAGACCCAAAUUCUACAUUGAUAAGCUUGGUGACAUUUACACCAUGACCAAAUAA